AUAUUCACAAACCCUUCACUCCGGCUCACGUCGUGCGACACUCAGGAAGCAGUCUUAAAGUUGAAAAGCUGUGCAGCAGGAUUGUAACUGUAGCGCCCCCUUUGGCACAUGAACGAAGACGCGACGAGCUUCGAGCAGAUCCAGGUGCGGUCAUGGCUGAGGGGUUGCUGAUGCAGGUGGGACCGUCUGUCUACACGCACAGGUCGGCCCAUCAGAGCGAGUCCUCGGUACAGACACACCUGGGCGGAGGGGCGGGGCUUCAGCAGGAGUGUGGCGCCAAUCAGAGGAGUGCAUACUGUAAAGAGCUGCUGAUGAGAGGAGGAACAGAGUUCAGCUUUGAAGAGCUCAGAGCUGAAAGAUACAACAAGCAGCAAAGCUUUCAACUUGACGAGAAACUGAGAUGUCUGAAGGAGCUGAAGGAGCAGCUUAGUGUGGAGUUGGAGGAGAAGAAGAAACUUUUACUGCUGAGAAAGUCUCAACAACAGGUGGUCCCUGAAGGUUCGGCCUCUCAGAUCAGAGGAUGUGGUCCGGCCGUCUCUCCCUUCCAGAUAUACGAUGAGUCGCAGUCCGCUGCAGCACAGCCUGCUGGAGACAAGCUGCAGGAUGACGUUUUCCUCCGUCCCGACGAGAGCGCGCUGUGUCUGAAGAUCCAGUAUCCACAACCAGGUGCUGCGGGCGUGUCUGAACACGAUCAGACUGAACCCCACGAUUCUUCUGCUGCACAGAACAACUUUCAGUUCAACAAAUCUCCUACAGGUCAUCAGAAGGGGGAGACCAUAGACCUUCUGACCGAGGCAGAGACCCGCCGUCCCGAACCAGUGUCAAAAACCAGAAAGAAGCUGAGUCCAAUCCAGGAGACCAGCGUGGAGACCAACUCCCUGACCUCACUGGGAGGCUGCAGUCUACUGCAAGAACACCAGGAGGAGGAGGAGCAGGAGGUGGAGGUGAACCGCACUCCAUCACCUGCUGGAGGCGCCAUAGAUGCCUGCGACCCAGAUGUGCGGCAGCGGCUGCUGGACCUCUGUGAUGUCACUUCCUGUCUUGACUUGCACUCAGAGCCCCAUCCUCUCCCUACUGUGGAGGAGCACAGCUGGCUGCAGCUGGGGGGCGUGGUGCACCACAUCUACUCCAGAGUGGUGGAUGGAGGAAGUUUCUCCAUCUAUAAAGGAGCUACAGAGGACGACUCUGUUUUCAUCAAGGUGGACAGCUGCUCCAUCCCCUGGGAUUUCCAUCAGUUUCAGCGUCUGAAGAGGAGUUCGUCCACCGCCGGCAGCCUUCCUCUGAUCAGCUGUUUCCUGUUCCUGGAUGGUUGCAUCACUAUCUACACGGCCCGAACCGAUCACAUGUUUUCUCUGACGGAGUGUGCGCCCACCGAGCUGCUGGUCGGUCGUAAAUCUGUUGCUCUGUUGCAGCUGGUGUCACAGCUGCACUCCUGCGGGCUGUUGCACGCAGCUCUGCAGCCAAACAUCCUCGCCUGUUCUCACAGAUGUGUCUUGAGUCCUGAUUGUGUCUUCCCGUUGGACUGGUCAUCCUCUGUGGACCUGAACCUCCAGCAGGAUGUUACAUCUGUCCAGCAGGUCCUGUCAGCUCAGAAAUAUAUCAAUGUGGGCCUCUUGGAGCCGGACGCCCCGCCACAGCUGGUGGACCUGGUAGGCGUGGCCGAAACGGUCCACCUCCUCCUAACCAACAGCCGGAUGGUUUCCAUUAAAGAUGCCGGCGGCUGGACGGCAGAGCAGUUCAGUGGAGACGAACCCUGCGACAUGUACUCCAGGAUGUGGAGGAGGUUUUUUCGCUCGUUGCUAAAUCCUGGCGUUGGCUCAUCGUCGUCUGUCCUGUUGGAGCUGGAGGAGCAACUGUCAGCACUUUACCACUGAAGCUUCAUCUGUUUGUUCUCUGUUUGUCUUUAUGAAUGUGUUUUUCCAUGUGCAACUAAAUAAAGUUUUUUUUUUCUAAA
This is a messenger RNA of Scatophagus argus, 1954 nucleotides long. RefSeq names its product BUB1 mitotic checkpoint serine/threonine kinase Ba (gene bub1ba). Gene Ontology annotation, molecular function: protein kinase activity. Gene Ontology annotation, biological process: mitotic spindle assembly checkpoint signaling; meiotic sister chromatid cohesion, centromeric. The record is from RefSeq and is a predicted model, not a curated record. The transcript has 16 exons. Lineage: Eukaryota; Metazoa; Chordata; Actinopteri; Scatophagidae. The coding region runs from base 153 to 1874 and encodes 573 amino acids.